AUGCCCGCACGAGCUAGGGCACGGUCCGGGGGUGUUGCGCCACGGCCGGGGGGCAGUCGGGGACGACGGUGGCAGUCACAGAGGCCAGGAAGGAGGAGGAAGGCGGCGGGCGACAGCGGCGGCGGCCCCGCGGCUCGGGCGUUGCCACUCGAGCUAGGCUUGUCUGCAGGCCUAGCGGCGGCCGCCCAAGGUUCAGGGCGGCGGCGGCGAUCGAAGGCGGCGGCGACCCCCGAAAGUCGGUGGGACACAGGAGAAGGCCGCGGGUGUGGACCAAGGCGCUGCGGCGCUGGGGUGGAGUUACCAAGUCUGCUCGGUCCGAGCAGACCUGGGAUGGCCGCAGGGUGGCCGCGGCGCGGCGGCGCCGCAGGAGCGCCGGCGACCCGCCGGGUGGUGCCGAGGUCCGGGAUGGCGCCGAACGGUGCAGCGUGGCUGCGCGGGGAGGCCGCGAGUCAUCCUCGACUAAGCUCGCCUAGCAGCAGCCGGUGCAGCAGCGGCCGCGCGGCGCUUGCGACGCGGCGGUCGGCGGGAAUGCUCGCCGGAGCCAGGAGCGACACCGGCGGAGGGUCUGGAGGUGCGCAAGUCUCGGCUUCCUCACAACCGAGAUAA
Messenger RNA from Ananas comosus (pineapple), 606 nucleotides. RefSeq names its product translation initiation factor IF-2-like. The transcript has a single exon. The record is from RefSeq and is a predicted model, not a curated record. The coding region runs from base 1 to 606 and encodes 201 amino acids. Lineage: Eukaryota; Viridiplantae; Streptophyta; Magnoliopsida; Poales; Bromeliaceae.